AUGAAUUGGGUUUCUCUCAAAACGUUUUAUCAGCAUAAUUACGAUAUCAAUAACAACGCCAUCGUGCCUUCUCAACCUAUUGUUCUGGAAAAUGGUUUUGAUGAUAAAGUGGACAUCUUCUUAUAUGGAGGAUUAUCAAACCACUUCAAACUCGACACAAACGGUAACACGGCAACACUUAGGCUGGAGACUGCUCUACCAGACAGUGUGUUCUCAAAUCAGUACAUCUUCUUUGAAGUAAGAGCUGAAAGAGAAGACACUAUAGGAACUGCUGCCACGAUAAUAAUACAACUACCUGAAGCCAGAGAAUUGAUGUUUGAAGAAUCAUCUUACAGAGGAAGUAUUCAGAACAAUGACAUAGCUCUUGGAAAUAUUCGACUAGCAGUUGGUUAUGACGAGAAAGUAAAAUUUGAUCUUCAUGGAGAAUUCUCAACCCACUUCACUCUAAACGACGAGAAGAACGGUCAAGUAACAUUGAAUGUAAACCCAACAAUACCCGAAAAUGUGAUAUUAGAAAACAACCUCAUAUAUUUGACCGUCACGGCAUCGGGGGUCAACGCAAUAACGACAACCACAAGUAUCCUUCUUGAUAUAAUAAAGGCCGACCAUACGACACCUGUGUUCAGUCGUAAUAUUUACUACGGUACAUACUUGGGAAACACAAUAGAUAUACAAAAUAUUAACCUCAUACAGGGUUUCGAUAAAUACGUGAAGUUCAGGCUGGAUGGAGAGCAUUCAAACUAUUUCCAAAUUUCUGGGGAAGACAACGAUAUGCAGUUGACUUUGCGUCCUGAAAACAUACCGGAAGAUGUAAUUUUCAACGAGAAAGUUUUGGUGUUCAAUGUUCUAGCAGAAAAAGCAUUAACUGUUGGUGCUCACGCAGUUAUUGUGAUAAGAUUCCCGCCGGAUUUAACAAACACGGCUAUCAUGUCGUUUUCACAAAACGCAUAUCUCGGAAAAUAUGAAAAUAAUGAACUCGAAGUGGAUCAAGUGGUUCUAACGUCAGGAUAUGCUCCAGGCACUGAAUUUAUAAUAACUGGGGAAUACGAAAUAUUUCCAAAGAUCAGUAGAGGAAAAUACAGUAUCACUGGCUCUUGAUAAAACUUUACCAACUGAUACAAUACCAGGCCCAUUUAUAGUGUUGGAAAUAGAAGCUAGAAGGGAAAGGGCUGCAUCAGUAUGGACAAGUGUAAUUAUUAACAUUGUAGAACAGGAAAUUGUGCAUCCUGUAUUCACUAACGCUUAUUAUGUGGGUAUUUAUAAUGCUGACACGGAAGUAUUACAAUUUGAUGAAAUAAUUUCCUUAUUUUCUGGCUUUGAUGACACAGUAACGUUCCACUUGGAAGGAGAACACUCCGACCUGUUUCGAUUGGUACCAGGUUCUGAUACCAAUUCGUACAAAAUAGAUACUAAAGAAUCUUUACCAAAAGAUCUAC
Molecule: messenger RNA, 1436 nt
Organism: Trichoplusia ni (cabbage looper)
Lineage: Eukaryota; Metazoa; Arthropoda; Insecta; Lepidoptera; Noctuidae
Exons: 8
Coding region: 1-1098 (365 amino acids)
Source: RefSeq, a predicted model, not a curated record